AUGGCCGAUAACUUCCCCAAACCCGUCAACGCGGAAUCCAACCAAGCCGAAGCCAUCGUAGCAGACAACGCAACUUCAGGCAAGCCAGAUACCGCACCACAAGGACUUCGAUAUAUUCCCCAAGAGCGCGUAGACUCCCGAACCGACGAAGAAAUUAUCGAAUAUCUUCAAAAGAAACAUCCCGUCACUUCGGAAAAGAAUGUCUGGUACUUCUGGAAUACAGGCUGGAAAUCCAUGAAACCUUGGGUGCAGCGUGGAGUCAUUGCUUCUGUGAGACGCAUGGGAUCGGAGUGGACUGUACAUUUCACGGAUCUUGUUCCGGGGUCUGAGACGCAUGUUUAUAAUUAUAUUGAUGCGGAGAAGUAUCUUCCUGCUGUGUUUAGAGAGGGGAGGAUGGAUAGUGAAAAGGCGGGACAAUUUCAAGGAGAUCUUGUCCGACUACCGCUUCUCCUGGAAUACGGUGGUGUUUGGCUAGACGCCGGAAUGAUUCUUCUCCGCCACUUGGACGAUAUCUGCUGGAAGAAGAUUGAAGAUCCCAAUUCCCCAUAUGAACUGGCAGGAUUCCUACUUGCAGGCUACGAAAAUAAUGAUUUGACCAUGGCGAAUGGGUUCUUUGCAACUAGAGCCCAGAAUCCUUUUCUGCAGCGCGUUUACCAGGUAUAUCGAACGUUGUGGGAGGACGGAGCGACGAAUCAGGAUGGCUUUCACUUGCAUCCUUUACUACGACAUAUGGGAACGCUGCAUACCCCUAACAAGGAUAUCCCAGUGAGCUUCCCAGACAUGGGUCCCAUAACAGACUAUCUCUCCCAAACUUUCUGCAUCGAGCGAAUCCGACACCUAAUAGAUCCCAACGACGGAUUCAACGGCCCAGAAUACUGGGCCACCAAAAUCUUCGGAAUCGCCAUGCCGCAAGAAAUGUGGCGACAUCAAUUAACAACCCUCUGGAAUGGGAAGCGACAAUGGGAACUCUUCUCCAAAAAACGCAGUGGACCGGAUUGUGUCCAAGAUGCAGAUUGGUAUGAAGCGGAAACUUUGGUGCAUGAAAUUCUCAGUAAUUCCUCUGUUUUGAAAUUGUCGACGGGAUCUCCGGGGACGGAAGAAUGGUGGUUGGCUACGUAUUGGAAUAAGAAAGAGUAUGAGCAGGCGGAUAUUGAAGAGGGUACUUUUGCUGCGUAUUUGAGAUGGGGAAGUUGUCAUUUCGAUCAGAUUCGUGAACUUGCGCCGCUGAAGCUGGAAUUGGAGACGGAGAGGGUUUGGCGUGCUGGUGUGUUGGAGCCGGUUAAAGUUGAUGAAGUGGGAAAGUAG
Messenger RNA from Ramularia collo-cygni, 1305 nucleotides. RefSeq names its product related to capsule polysaccharide biosynthesis protein. The record is from RefSeq and is a predicted model, not a curated record. Gene Ontology annotation, molecular function: glycosyltransferase activity. The transcript has 3 exons. The coding region runs from base 1 to 1305 and encodes 434 amino acids. NCBI's taxonomy places the organism in Eukaryota, Fungi, Ascomycota, Dothideomycetes, Mycosphaerellales, Mycosphaerellaceae.